CAUUCAGCGAAAUCAUUCGUGCGCACAGCCACAGUGCAGUGUGUGUGUGGGUGGGUGGGUGUGGGUGGAAUGUUAGUUUUUUGACACAUUUGUUUAAAUCUAGUCGAUUAUAUAAAUAACCCUGGCAUUACAGGAUUAUAUACAGUUUAGUCUUCACUUUACAACAUGGAAGAUGAUGCCAGUGUUGUAUUUCUUCUCGCUGAGUUCCUGCUAAUAUCCAUAUUUACCCUCUGAUCUAAAUGCGUUGGUGUGUGACCAGUACACUGCUCUAAUCCCACAGCUAUCAGGAGGAUUAUUCCCCCAUUAAGUGAUUGCUUUUGGAAAUUAAGUACUGUGGUUUGUGAUCUACCUCUCUCGCACACACCACACACACACACACACUCGGAGAGAGGACACCAUCAGAUCAGAAACACGGUGCUGACACUGUGACAUGUAAGAGUCCUUCACGGCCAUUGGUGUGUUUAUUCACUUGGGUAAACGUGUUUGAGGUGAACGAGCAGAUUUGACUGACAUGCUGCAGGUGAAAUGCUUCAGUCAUGUUUUUCUUUAUAGCAUGGUUCAUGGUCCUGCCUCAUGGCAUGAGCGUCUGGUCCUGCUCUAGAUCCUGUCCCCCCAGCUGCAUAUGCACUCAGGAGAAAAGCUGCACUGUGCUCUGUGAUCGUGCCAACAUGGUCGAGCUGCCCAGAGUUUUCCCCUGCGAGGCCUCCUCCAUCAACCUGGAGAAGAACGGUCUCAAAUUUUUAUCAGAGCGAGCUUUUGGAACACUUCCCUCUCUCAAAUCCCUCUUCCUGGACCACAACAACAUCUCCUUCAUCACACCAGGAGCUUUUAAAGGCCUUCCCAACCUGCUGGAGCUCACGAUGGCCCACAACGAAUACAUCCGCUAUCUUCACACACGGACCUUCACUUCCCUCAAAUGCCUCGUGCGCUUAGACCUUUCGAGCUGCAACCUGUUCAGCAUGCCUGACCGCGUCUUCCUGGAACAGAGCUCCCUCAGAGAGUUCCUCUGCUUCCAGAACAACUUCAGACGCAUCCCAAGCGCCAUACGAGGGAUGGAGAACCUGACGCAUGUCUACUUGGAGCGCAAUAAGAUUGAAGCAGUAGCCUACAAUUCUCUACUGGGACUUUACAACAUGAGGUAUCUGAACCUACAGGAGAACCGGAUCUCUGUCAUCCAUGAUGAGGCCUUUAAGGACCUACGACAACUAGAGAACUUUUAUCUUAACGACAAUCUGUUGGUUGACUUGCCUAAGAAAUCUUUCAAAGGCCUCGGCCAUUUAAAGAUGUUAAAUCUGGGUGGUAACCUGCUGACCAAUAUCUCCAACACCUGGUUCGGGGACCUGGUGGAACUGGAGGUUCUCUACUUGGAUCGGAACUUCCUGUCAUUUAUAGACGAGGGUGCCUUUGAGAAUCUGACCAGCCUCAUGACACUGCAUCUCAACAGCAACAAGCUGAACACACUGCCUCUCUCCGUUUUCCAGCCCACCUACUUCAUUGGCCAUCUGUAUUUGUUCCGCAAUCCCUGGGAGUGUAACUGUGAGCUGGAGUGGCUGAAGGAGUGGAUGGAGGUCUAUAAGCUGGUGAGGGAUAUCCCAUGUGCAGCCCCUGCUUCAGUAGCUGGUCUGGAUCUGAGCAUGGUGCAGUACACACGUGUGAACGGUACUUGCGUUGGCCCGGGAGAGCUGAACCUCACCACAGAUGUUCCGGAUUACAGCAGCACACGAAGCAAGUUUAACAGCCUGAUCUCCAAACUGAUGAACCAGGAACUCAGGGAGGAGGUGAGGAACUUUACUCAAGCCCAGAAGAAUGGAACAGUGCUGGAACCAGCAGAAGGUCAGGUUUCCACUGCUCACAGACCUUCUAGUGUUGGAUUAAUCCUGCCAGUGCUGCUCCUCAUCCAGGCUCAGACUGGCUGCUUAUUAGACUUCACUAAUUCUUAAUAAAGCCGUGUCUCAGGUCUGCUGGAAGACGUUUGCCAAGAAUGUGUUUGGACUGAAAGUUGUGAUUAAUUCUUCCAUCAGACUGUGAAAAAGAAGGAAACUCCUUUAGCGAUUUUGAUUGAUUUAUUUUCCUUUGAGCUCUGAGGGGAUUUUAAAAACCGCACACAUGAGGGCAGAGGAUUGACUGUGGGCAUCUUCAUAAUGGAAAAUCUUAGUUUAAAGAAUUCCUUUAUAUUUUAAUAAUGUAUUUGUAGUGAAACGUAUUGUAUUUAUCCGCUUCACUUCCUGUCAGUAGUAGCAGCCAAUGUUACACACCGACUCCUGAUUCUUUCAGGCAGAUUACAUUUAGAAACGCGUGAAUUCUAUGUUAAAAUAUUAAUGUAUUGCACUUAAACCAGAUAAAAAAGUUUACCGCAUUGUGAUAGUAAAUCAAUCGCCAGUGUUGUAGUGAAAAUGCAGUACGUGUGUGUUCUAAUAAGACCAUUGUGAAUGUUACCGUAAAAAAAAAAAAAAAGUGGUGGUUUAAACCCUGCAAAAAUCCCAGUUAAGCUGCAGCUUUAGUGGUGUUUGCUACGGAAUGUGGAUUCGGAUUGAUGCAUAGGUCACAUUGGAGUGCUUUUAUACCAUGAACUUUGCCCUCAUUAAAAAAAAAAAAAAAAAAGAGUGCUUUGCCCUUUAAAUCAGCUAACAGGGUUUGGCAGCAUCACGUUUAAUUAGAGCUGGUAUCUGGACUUUAGCAGUACUUUUCCUACCAGAUAAGCAGAGAAACAUUUUACGGUUACGGCGUUUGGCAGACGUCAUACUCCUUCAUCCAGUGUGACUUAAAUUUAUCUCAUUCAUACAGCCCAGGAGUGGCAGCUUGUGAUGGUGGGAUUUAAACUCAUGACCUUCUAAACCAAAGUCAAGGCCUUAACCACUGAUCUCCAGCAUUCCCUGUAUUAAGUUCAGAAAUAAUCACGUGCUUAAAGAGCUCACACUUUAGGACUGGGAUUGUACUGGUCAACAAAAAAAGAAGUCUCUGUAAUCUAGGGGGCAUCUGUAAGGUCCUCAGUGUGUUCCACUGCCCUGUGAUGCAGCAUGAGCAGUAGUGUGAAGAGCAUCGCGCUGUUUGUUGCUUGUACGUGUCUUGGAGGAGGCACGCUUGCCUUCAGCACUCAGGAAUGGUAGAGCUGUAUACUGGGACUUGGAGCGCUGAAUUGUUAGUGGGAAUUGGCUGGUGAUCCCACUGGGGAGACUGAGGGAAGUGCAUGGGAAACGCUCGGAAUUCCUUCAUUAACAGACAGGAGUGAGAUUAUAAACAGUUAUUUUUGCACACCUUCAGCCAAGAGAACUCUAUUCUCAGAUGCGAGUUUAUCUACUGGAGCUCCUCAGCUUGUGAUGAAGUGCGUCUUGCUGUGGGGGUGUGACAGCAUGGGGACUGAUGUAGUGCAGAGAAGUUUAUGAUUGAACUGGAAAGUCUAUAGUCAUUUCCUUCCCCCCCCCCCCUUAGAUGUUUUUAUAAUAAGUGCAUGUAGUGUGCAGUUGCGUUAGCCUCACCGCUCCUCACGUAUCAUAUCCCAGAUCACAAACCUGGGCAUUUAUCAUACUAGGCUUUAAGCUCAGAGGGCCAGACAGGAUGUGACCUCCUACAGCUGUAGAAAAAAUGCACUGAAGAGAUGAGAAAUGCUUCCAACUCACGGCCAGACGCCUAACAAAGAGCAGACGACACCGGACUUCACCACAGAAAAGGAAAUAUAUUUAAAAAAACAAACAAAAAAAAGGAUCAUACUGACAGCUGCUCAGAUAUCAGCUGAGGAAUUUACACAGGGCAGUCUGAAGUAAACAGUUUGUCUUAUACAGAAUCAUUCAGAUUAUUAAUUUUGCAAGUUUCUUUUGUAAAAUGUGUGUGUGCACCUCCGUCUGCAACAGUUACACUGAAUAAAAAUCUGGUUUCUUCUUAUGAUUCGGCUUCAUGAAAACAUUAAUACUCUUAGAUGCCAUUUCUGUAAAUGGUAAAACCAGAAUCGUUUUUUUUUUCUUUGCUUUUUUUUUUUUUUUAUACAACAAAUUAAAUCGAGACAUGAACA
Messenger RNA from Silurus meridionalis, 4006 nucleotides. It is a transcript of the gene nyx, whose product is annotated as nyctalopin. Gene Ontology annotation, cellular component: plasma membrane. The record is from RefSeq and is a predicted model, not a curated record. The transcript has 3 exons. Bases 537 to 1940 code for a protein of 467 amino acids. Gene Ontology annotation, molecular function: protein binding. Lineage: Eukaryota; Metazoa; Chordata; Actinopteri; Siluriformes; Siluridae.